Messenger RNA from Micromonas pusilla CCMP1545, 2460 nucleotides. RefSeq lists its product as uncharacterized. The transcript has 5 exons. Gene Ontology annotation, biological process: mitotic DNA replication checkpoint signaling; DNA replication initiation. Gene Ontology annotation, molecular function: ATP hydrolysis activity; chromatin binding; DNA replication origin binding. Gene Ontology annotation, cellular component: nuclear origin of replication recognition complex. NCBI's taxonomy places the organism in Eukaryota, Viridiplantae, Chlorophyta, Mamiellophyceae, Mamiellales, Mamiellaceae. The record is from RefSeq and is a predicted model, not a curated record. Bases 1 to 2460 code for a protein of 819 amino acids.
AUGGAAAGCGACGCGAACCCCCUCGCGGUCGCGCUCGUCCCGGAGAAGAAGGCCGCCAAGGACGCCGCCGCGAAGACUUCGACUUCGACUUCGACGGAGAAAGAGAGAGAGAAGAAGAAGAGAGAAAAAGACCAUCUGAUUCAGAAGGACAAGAAGGACGCGGCGUCGAAGAGAGAGAAGGAUCCUGGCGCGAAGAAGAAGAAGAAGAAGAAAUCUAAAGCCUCCGCCGAGCCCGCGGAGCGUCGGUACUGGGAGCAAGUCAAAGUCGACGGCGAGGUCUUCAAGCGCGGCGACUGCGCGUACGUCAUCAGCGACAAGACCGUGGACUUGGACGACGAGACGACGGACGAGCCGUGCACGGCGUGCGGCGAAGCGACGCGCGGCGACGACUUCAUGCUCGAGUGCGACGGGUGUCUGCGAGGAUGGCACGGGGGGUGCCUGAAUCCGGCGCUGACCGCCGUCCCGGAGGGCGAGUGGCACUGCCCGAUGUGCCUCGCGUCGCGGGACGGCGUCGCGCCGCCGAGCGCCGCGGGGAAGCGCACCGCGGUCGGCGAGUUUCUCUCCGGGAACCUGCACUUGUGCCGCGUCGAGUGCAUAUGGAGCGAACGCGGUCGGUUUUACUUCGUCGGCAGGUGGUUCGCGUUGCCCGAGGAGACGCACGCGGGGCGACGCGCGGACCACGCGCGGCGGGAGGUGUUUCUCACGAACAACACGGACGAGAACGGCGUGGACUGCCUCUUGCGUCCCGCGAAGGGCGGCGACGACGUCUUCUUGUGCGAGUACUCGUACGAUAGCCACUUCCGGCGGUUCCGACGACGCGCGGAUUGGGACGACGACGACAGCGACGACCACGACGGCGGGCGGCGGUGGCUGACGAACCACGUCCCCGGCGGCGGCGGCGGCGUUGGCGGGUUUAAGGACGACGACGACGACUACGACGGCAGCGACGACGACGACGACAGCUCGUUCUUAUCCCGGCACCUCACCGCGUCGCGACGCGCGGCCGCGAAAGCGUCCGGCGACGGCGGCGUCAUGGGUCUGGGCGCGCUCGCGGCGACGAAAGUGGACCGCGCCGCGCCCGCGACCGCGCUCGGGCGCGCGCGCGUCGCGUUGUCGCUCUCGAAAACCCCGGGCGUCUUGCCGUGCCGCGAACGCGAACGCGAGCAAAUCUUCCAGUUCGUGCAGCAGUCCAUCAGCGCCGGCGCGGACUGCAAAGGCCGCUGUCUCUACAUCUCCGGCGUCCCGGGCACGGGAAAGACCGCGACGGUCCGCGAGGUGAUCCGCGCGUUGAAGCGCAAGUCGCGCGACGGCGGCCUUCCGCGGUUCAACCACGUCGAACUCAACGGCUUGCGGCUUCAGACGCCCGCGCACGCGUACAGCGCCAUCGCCGAGGAGCUCGUCGGCGAGCGGCUCGCGCCGAACCGCGCGUGCGACGUCCUCACCGAGCGAUUCCGCGACGGCAAAGGCAGCGACGGGCGCGUCACCGUGCUCGUCGUGGACGAGGUCGAUCUGCUCGUGACGCGGACGCAACAGCUGCUGUAUAACUUGUUCGAUUGGCCGACGCAUCGACGCGCGCGGUUGGUCAUCUUGGGCAUCGCGAACACGUUGGAUCUGCCGGAGCGGCUGCUGCCGAAGAUCAUCAGUCGGUUGGGGUCCAACCGCGUCGCGUUCGCGCCGUACAAGCAGGCGGAGUUGAAGAAGAUCGUCGCCGCGCGGCUCGAGGAGGCGGGCGGCGGCGGCGGCGCGACCGGCGGGUCGCUGCUCGACGCGUUCGAGUCCACCGCGAUCGAGCUCGCGUCGAGGAAAGUCGCCGGGUUCAACGGGUGCGCGAGACGCGUCCUGGAGAUGUGCCGCAGAGCCGCGGAGCUUGCGGAGGCGCGCGUCGAGGCGCGCCGAAGACUGGAGGCGGGCGACGCGAGUCUUAUUACUCCCGCGGACGCGGCGGCGGCGGCUCACGCGGCGGCUGUCGGCGAGAUGUUCGACUCCCCGGACACGACGUACGUCGCCGCGGCGUCGCGGCACGAGCGAAUCUUCCUCGCCGCGCUCGUCAUGGAGCUCCGACGGAGCGGGUUGAGCGAGGUCCCCGUCGCGGGGGUGAUGCGGACGCACGAAAAUUUAUGUCGGACGUACGGCGAGCCGUUGCCGCCCGCGGGAUGCGCGGCGGGCGUCGUGUGCCGGCUCGCGUCGCAGCGACUGCUGCUGUGCGACCCGGGGCGGAAGCGCAGCGCGCAGCGCGUGUCGCUGAAUAUGGGACGCGACGACCUCGUGUACGCGCUGAAAGAGACGAGGGUGGAGAAGGCGAUCGCGGCGGCGGCGGCGGCGGCGGCGCGGCGGGAACGGACGGGCGGCGGGGUAGGCGGGAUAGGCGGCGAGAACGGCGCGGGCGACGCGGCGAGCGCGGAGGGGGAGCGCGGGCUGGACCACGGGGACAUUCCCUGGAUGAAGCACCUCGGGUUGUGA